This is a messenger RNA of Saprolegnia parasitica CBS 223.65, 1273 nucleotides long. Its product is annotated as histidinol-phosphate aminotransferase. Bases 44 to 1273 code for a protein of 409 amino acids. The record is from RefSeq and is a predicted model, not a curated record. Gene Ontology annotation, biological process: L-histidine biosynthetic process. NCBI's taxonomy places the organism in Eukaryota, Oomycota, Saprolegniomycetes, Saprolegniales, Saprolegniaceae. The transcript is spliced from 4 exons. Gene Ontology annotation, molecular function: pyridoxal phosphate binding; L-histidinol-phosphate:2-oxoglutarate transaminase activity.
CGUGGCCGCCACGAGCCAUUGCCAACCUUUGCCCAUUCUUGCGAUGACCCUCGGGAAGAGCGAGCUCGCCGUCGCGACGUUCGGCGUCGGCCUCGGUGUCGGCGUCCUCCUCCACAAGCUCGCGUCGGGCCCGCCGACGACCAAGCCCGUCCAAGGCACGAGCGAGGUCCUGCGCCUCAUUCGCCCCAAUGUCCUGCGCCUCACGCCGUACCGCUGCGCCCGCGACGACUACGACCAGGGCAUUCUCCUUGACGCCAACGAGAACAGCCUCGGCCCGCCUUUGGCCGCCGAGCAUGAGCUCGCCGGCGCGGGCCUCGAGCGCUACCCGUGCCCGUACCAGCGGGAGCUCAAGACGACGAUCGCGCAUUUCCGGAACGGUGCGCACGGCACGCUAACGCCCGCCAACCUCUUUCUCGGCGUCGGCAGCGACGAGGUCAUCGACCUCAUGAUCCGCAUCGCGUGCUCGCCGCGCGAAGACGCCAUCUUGAUCACGCCGCCGACGUACGGCAUGUACAGCGUUUGCGCCAACAUCCACGACGUCGACAUCAUCUCGGUGCCGCUUGUGCGCACCGCGACGACGCCGCUGCCGUCGUUCCACAUUGAUCCGAGCGCGAUCCUGCGCGCCGUGACGCCCCAGACCAAAAUCAUCUUUCUCUGCAGCCCGGGCAACCCGACCGCCAACUGCCUCCGCCUCGCCGACAUCAAGGCCGUGCUGGAAGCCAAGAGCUACAAGGGCUUUGUGUUUGUGGACGAGGCGUACGUCGACUUUGCCGAGCAGCCGAGCCUGAGCACGCUCGUGACGUCGUACCCGCGGCUCGUCGUGGCGCAGACGCUCUCCAAGGGCUUUGGCCUCGCGGGCAUCCGCCUCGGCAUCGCGUUUGGCGAUCCCGAGCUCAUCCAGAUCCUCAACAACGUCAAAGCGCCCUACAACAUCAACAAGCUCACGGCCAAGGUGGCGGCCGAUGCGCUCGCCAACGUCGGUCUCUUGCACGACAAGGUCCAGUUGAUUCUGGAAGAGAAGGCCAAGGUCAUUGCGGCGCUCCAAGCGCUGCCGUUCGUGCACCAAGUGUACGCGUCGGACGCCAAUUUUGUCUUGUUCCAGUGCGACAAUGCAUUUGCAGUCUACAAGGAAAUGGCCGAAGCCGGCGUCGUGAUCCGGUACCGCGGCAACCAGCUCCUCCUCGAUAGCUGUCUCCGCGCGACGAUCGGGUCGCCGUCCGAGAACGACCGCAUGCUCGAGCUCUUUGCCUCAGUCUCGCGCCGGCUAGCCUAA